UGGAUGUCUUUCAGCAUCUUCAGAACACAGUAGCUAGCCUGUUAGCUAGAGCUUCAAAAGAUAUGAGCCGCAAAAGAGACCACACUUUUACCGAAACAAGCCUUUCUCCCGACCCUCAAAACGCAUUCAUGGACACUCCGGUGUCUGCAGCGCUACCCGAUGAAGAUGUAUUGGAAUUCGAGCCUGACGAGGAGCUACUCUGCUCGGUGAGCGACAUCACCGAACACCUUGGGAGAAACAUAACAGUGGUGCUCGAGACUGCGUUGUCCGAAAUCAGGAAAAUGGUCAGCGUCAGGAUACGGGUUCUGAAAAUGGAGCUUCGGGAGAAAACGGACGAAAUCGAAGUCUUAAAAACGAGACUAGAGGUGCAAAUAGACGGUAGGGACCCGUAUUCUGGAGGAAUGACCACCGAGGUUGCAUCUGUAUUCAGGAAAGCAGACUUCCAUUCAGGAAGCAAACACAACAACAACGACCACAAGAAAGCCAAACCAGCCAUGCCUGGUGUGAAGAAAGAAAACAUCAAUGCCAUUUGCGACUAUCUGAUGAAAGAUAAGAAUUCACGGGGUGCUGAAACGGACAGCGACCCGAGCAAUCCUUCUUCUGGUAGCGACAGGGACAGCCGCCACGAUCCCCAGCCGCACUCCCUCAACCAUCUGUGGCCGGACAGUGCCAUUCCUGACGCGGGGCAUGGGGACGGGGAAUCGGACUCGGCCACGGAUGACAUAUUUGACAUGUCGCUACCAUCAGGAAGCAAGCGGAUCCACGACUAUGAGUGGAUGACUGGGGUGGAGUACACGUCGGAUUUGAAAGGUAUGAGGGAGCCUAAAUCGGAGAGUGCCAAAACACCAGAUGAGGAAGAUGAUGAAGAGGGUGACGAGUCAAAAGAAGAAAGGAAUGAUGGAUUGGAGCAUCCCCCAGCCCCUCUCUCCCAUGACACAAACAGCCCCAACUUUCCCCUGCACCCCCAGGGCUCUCCAGGAGGGGAGGGGGACAGUUCUUUGGAGGCCCAUGUGGCUCGACUAGAACCGGGUCAGCAGUUUACCUCCCACACAUACCUCUGCCCACUGUGUGGAACCUUCUGCCCCGACUCCUUGUUCCUAGAGGAGCACCUCAAACUGAUACACGGCGACACCACCGGCACCCACAGCGCCCUGCAGUCCACCUCCAUUGCUCCCCUCUCCCUGGGAGAAGGUAGCAGUGACUCCAAGCGGGGGUUGGCGGGGCUUGAAGGAGGGAGCAUUCCGUCUGGAGCUAGGGGGAUGGGCCUAGCAAGAGGAGGAGGAGUCGGGGGAGGAGUAGGGACGAGGGAGAAGAAAGUGGAAGGGGGUUACGAGUGUGGAGAUUGCGGCCGCCAUUUCAACUACCUGGGCAACCUGCGGCAGCACCAGCGCAUUCACACGGGGGAGAAGCCCUUUAUAUGCCCAGAGUGUGGGGAGAAGUUCCGGCACGCUGCCCGAUUGAAGAGUCACCGGCUGGGGCACAACGGUGGCCAGAGCCCCUUCCCCUGCCCACAGUGUGGGAAGGGCUUCCCGGUGCUCUCCGGCUUAAAGAGACACCAACGGGUACAUACGGGGGAGAGUCCCUACGCGUGCCAGCAGUGUGGGCGGCGCUUCAAGGAGCUGGGUAACCUGUACACCCACCAGAGGAUUCACAGUGGUGCCACACCCUACUGCUGCCAGCAGUGUGGGAGGAGCUUCCGCCACCUGGGCACCUACAAGAGCCACCGCUGCACCCCCACACAGUGACAGUGACAAUCUACGCCGUUACCUUGAAGCUCGACUGGCUAACUGCUAAGUCUAGUCUAGCCAUCACAGAAGCCUAUUGAUAUGCUGUUAACUGAGGCAGGAACAUUGUCUGAGUCUAAAGACAAGCCUCAUAUGGACUUAAAAGGGAGGGAGACUGUGCCAUGAUGAAGAAGAGGUCAAAGGGCAUCCUGAUGAAAGCCAUGGCCUCGUUCAAAUAGUACAAAACACAUAAUUCCCUCUUCGGCUCCCUUCCUUGAAGUAAUCACUCAUCUAAUAAUAAUACUUUAAUUUAUAUAGUGCUUUUCAUUACAAACAAGAGUCUCCAAGUUGCUUUGAAAACAAAAACAAAUGUAGGGAUCUGGCAGUUCCUGUUUGAUGGUGUUUCACAGCUUCAGAUGUCUAGGCAGUUCAGAAAGGCAACCGGUAGCAGUAGCUUAAGUGGCAGGAGUGUUGACGAUACAGAGAAACAUCAGUUAGAUACCAGUAGACAGGCCUGGAGCUCUUCAUCAGAGAGUCAGGGAGAAUCAUCAGUCAGAUACUGGUAGACAGGCCCAGAGCUCUUCAUCAGAGAGGGAGAAACGUCAGUCCGAUACUGGUAGACAGGCCUGGAGCUCUUCAUCAGAGAGGGAGAAACGUCAGUCCGAUACUGGUAGACAGGCCUGGAGCUCUUCAUCAGAGAGGGAGAAAUGUCAGUCCGAUACUGGUAGACAGGCCCAGAGCUCUUCAUCAGAGAGUCAGGGCGAAACAUCAGUCAGAUACUGGUAGACAGGCCCAGGGCUCUUCAUCAGAGAGGGAGAAAUGUCAGUCCGAUACUGGUAGACAGGCCCAGAGCUCUUCAUCAGAGAGUCAGGGCGAAAUGUCAGUCAGAUACUGGUAGACAGGCCUAGAGCUCUUCAUCAGAGAGGGAGAAAUGUCAGUCCGAUACUGGUAGACAGGCCCGGAGACGCUUCAUCAGAGAGUCAGGGCGAAAUGUCAGUCUGAUACUGGUAGACAGGCCCAGAGCUCUUCAUCGAUCACUCAAAUGUAUUUAUAAAGCCCCUUUUUACAUCAGCAGAUGUCACAAAGUGCUUAUACAGAAACCCUGUCUAAAACCCCAAACAGCAAGCAAUGCAGAUUUAGAAGCACGUGGCUAGGAAACACUCCCUAGAAAGGCAGGAACCUAGAGAGAAACCAGGCUCUUCUGGCUGUGCCGGUUGGAGAUUAUAUGAGAAUAUAUGUACAUGGCCAUUAAGACCAGAUCGUUCUUCAUGAUGUUCAGUCGUUCAUAGAUGACCAGCAGGGUAAAAUAAUAAUCACAGUGGUUAUAGAGGGUGCAACAGGUCAGCACCUCGGGAGUAAAUGCCAGUUGGCUUUUCAUAGCCGAGCAUUAAGAGGCCGAGACAGCAGGUGUGAGAGAGGGAGUCAAAACAGCAGGUCCGGGACGAGGUGAAUUCGUCAAUUCGUCAACAGUUGAAACAUGAUCAGCAGCACGACUAGGUGGACUAGGGACGGGAACAGAUAGACGUCGUCAGCCCAGGUAGUCCUGAGGCAUGGUGCUAGGGAUCCGGUUCUCUGUGGUGGGAGAAAGAGCAAGAGGCAUGUCGUCUCCUCUGUAAGUAGCUAGGCUGGAUCAUCCACUGUCAAAGAGUAACACCCACCUGGGUGAUGCUUCGGUGGCUAUAAAAGCCCCAGAAAGGACCAACGCACCUCAACAAUAGUCUGGAACAGAGGUGAGUUUCUGCCAUUCCCUCACACCGCAGUCCACAUUCAUAUUUACAGAGCUCUCUGCUUAGGUGACCUCACGGCACCAUGGCAACCCCGGAACUCUGACAUGUCAGAUCUGUGAUUACUUUGAGGAAGGAAGGAUGCAUUUUAGUAGUAUAGCCUUUUGGGAGGAGGACACACACUAACAGAUCAGUGUGACUGCUGCCACCAUGUGGACUUUCUAUGUUACUGCACAGAUGAAGCGUCACGGUGGCUCUGUCGAGGGCUGACUACGUUUUAACCUCACUUACCUACCGAUGACUUCUGUUCAGAGCAGAUGAGUUGGCAUUUUAUCAUUUGUAAUAACUAUGCUGUAACCUGUAUUACUGACAUUAUAUUCUUUACAUGUUGUUGGUAUGCCCACGUUGUUGGUAUGCCCACGUUGUUGGUAUGCCCACGUUGUUGGUAUGCCCACGUUGUUGGUAUGCCCACGUUGUUGGUAUGUCCACGUUGUUGGUAUGUCCACGUUGUUGGUAUGCCCACGUUGUUGGUAUGCCCACGUUGUUGGUAUGCCCACGUUGUUGGUAUGUCCACGUUGUUGGUACGUCCACGUUGUUGGUAUGCCCACGUUGUUGGUAUGCCCACGUUGUUGGUAUGCCCACGUUGUUGGUAUGUCCACGUUGUUGGUAUGUCCACGUUGUUGGUAUGUUCACCUGCAUGAUGGUGACGACGUCAUUCGUUUUUGUGAUCUGAUAUCAGUAAUCUACCCCUUUUAAAUUCACCCCUCGGUUCACAGGCUAGUUAUCUACAGAGGUUCAGGAAAACGUUCAUUUCAAGGGCAAAGAGAUAUACCAGUAAAUAAUGACUCCUCUUUUCUCUAUUCACUCUAGUUGUUUAGCUAAAAGCAGUCAGGUGUUUAGAGAGUAGGGACAUGGAGUUUUCUGCAUUAUGAUGCAUUUACAAGACACUACCACGGUCAUGUUAGCCCACCAUUAUCAUAACAUGUGGAGUAUUUCAAUAAUGCUAUGCAAAGAACAAUAUUAAACAUUCUAAAAGUUGUCCCAUCUCUCUCUCUCUAUAUAUAUAUAUAUACAGUGGAGAGAACAA
Molecule: messenger RNA, 4535 nt
Organism: Oncorhynchus masou masou (cherry salmon)
Lineage: Eukaryota; Metazoa; Chordata; Actinopteri; Salmoniformes; Salmonidae
Product: zinc finger protein 16-like
Exons: 3
Coding region: 63-1745 (560 amino acids)
Biological process (GO): regulation of DNA-templated transcription
Molecular function (GO): RNA polymerase II cis-regulatory region sequence-specific DNA binding; DNA-binding transcription factor activity, RNA polymerase II-specific
Source: RefSeq, a predicted model, not a curated record